AUGCCCAAGAAGCUAGUCCUCUGUUUCGACGGCACGGGCAACACAUUCACAGGCUCCAACUCUGACACGAAUGUGGUGAAAUUGUUAAGCAAACUUGAUCGAAAUGAUCCUCACCAGUACCAUUAUUAUCAAACUGGCAUUGGAACAUACGAUAUCAACGAUGAAUCUGUGAACAAAAGCAUUUUUGGCCAGAUUAAGAGUUACAUUUCCCAGACAAUUGAUCAAGGAGUUGGCACUACCUUCGAUAGCCAUGUCAUGGCUGGUUAUCGUUUUCUGAUGCGCUACUACGACUCUGGUGAUAAGAUCUAUAUGUUCGGAUUCAGCCGCGGUGCAUUCACUGCUAAAUUCUUAGCGCGCAUGGUCAACACCGUGGGACUCCUUUGCAAAGGCCAAGAAGAAAUGGUUCCCUUCGCGUACCGCCUGUACCAGCGCUACCUGGCUGGUGAAGUCGAGGACUUCAAUGUGGCGCAUCCCAAAAAGUCUAAGAAGAAAAGGCAUGAGAACAAUGGAGACGCAGCUCAUAGCACUGCGCCGACAUCGCGACCGGAUGAUGACGCCGUACCUCUUCACGACGGCCACGAAGAUGGUGCAUGUGAUGACGCAGCUAGACAUGGUCACAGGUUUGAGGUCGCUCGCGACGAGAUCGAAGCUUUCAGCGAUACAUUCUGCCGCAAGGAGAAGGUGAUUCACUGCGGGAAGAUGGAGGAGACCAAUAUUAAGGUCUUCUUCCUCGGCAUCUGGGACUGUGUAAACUCCGUUGCCGUCUUGGAACGGACUGCACCAGUACCAGUGCCGGUCGUCGGCACAGCACACCACGUUCGCCAUGCCGUGGCUAUAGACGAGCGCCGUGUCAAAUUCAAGGCUGCUCUUCUUGCCCAAGACAAGGAAAAGGCCGACGAUAACCAUGAGGACAUCAAGGAGGUCUGGUUUCCCGGUGCCCACGGUGAUGUUGGUGGCGGAUGGCCUGCCUCCAAAGACAACCCAUUCGACAAUGGUGAAGAGAUGACGUUCUGGCAACGCGUCAAGCACUUCUGGACGACGCGAAAGAACAAAGAACCCGGCAAGGCUCUGGGUGCCGAUCGUCUCCAAUUGAGUGACGUCCCGCUUGCUUGGAUGAUCCGCGAGGUUGAGCUUGUUGGAGAGCAAAACCCUUCCGCCGCGGUCAAGUGGCGCAACAACUUGCAUGCAUUCAAGGACCGAUUCGCAAAGAAGAAAAAGCAUGCGAUGAAAGGUGCUAUUCACGACUCGCUCGCGUUGGGCUGCGGUACAAGCUUUCUCAGAGUACUUCUGUGGAAGCUCAUGGAAUGGCUCCCUUUUAUUACCCGCUGGGAGCUUGAAAUACAUGGAUGGGAGAACGUCCGCUUUCCACUCAACAAAGGCAGCACCCGCGACAUCCCAAAAGAGGCAGUGCUUCACGAAUCUCUCCUCUGGCGCCUGAAGCAUGACGACAAUUACUGCCCUAGAAACAACCAAGGCGGUCGCCAACUACCUUGCUUGAAGCACAACCAUAAUAUUGCCGAAUGCGACCCGGUCGACAAAAAUGAACAUACCGAAGAUUGCGAUCACAAAACCUUCAAGAUCACAAGAUCUGCAUCUGAUAUCAGAACUAUGACUUAG
This is a messenger RNA of Diaporthe amygdali, 1617 nucleotides long. Its product is annotated as sporulation associated protein. Lineage: Eukaryota; Fungi; Ascomycota; Sordariomycetes; Diaporthales; Diaporthaceae. The record is from RefSeq and is a predicted model, not a curated record. The transcript has 4 exons. The coding region runs from base 1 to 1617 and encodes 538 amino acids.